Messenger RNA from Mesocricetus auratus (golden hamster), 599 nucleotides. It is a transcript of the gene Pfdn2, whose product is annotated as prefoldin subunit 2. The transcript has 4 exons. The coding region runs from base 44 to 508 and encodes 154 amino acids. Gene Ontology annotation, molecular function: protein folding chaperone. The record is from RefSeq and is a predicted model, not a curated record. Gene Ontology annotation, biological process: protein folding. Gene Ontology annotation, cellular component: prefoldin complex; cytoplasm. Lineage: Eukaryota; Metazoa; Chordata; Mammalia; Rodentia; Cricetidae.
CGCAGUGCGAGUGCGCAGGCCGGAAAGCUUUCAGGUGGCGAAGAUGGCGGACAGCAGCGGUCGUGUGAACAAGACCAGCGGGAGCAGCACCGGGAAGGGGGCGGUGUCUGCCGAACAGGUAAUUGCUGGCUUUAAUCGCCUUCGGCAGGAACAGAGGGGCUUGGCAUCCAAAGCUGCUGAGCUGGAGAUGGAAUUGAACGAACACAGCCUAGUGAUUGAUACCCUGAAGGAAGUGGAUGAGACCCGCAAGUGCUUCCGAAUGGUUGGAGGUGUGCUGGUAGAACGGACUGUCAAAGAGGUGCUGCCUGCCUUGGAGGGUAACAAAGAGCAGAUACAGAAGAUCAUUGAGACACUGUCACAGCAGCUUCAGGCAAAGGGGAAAGAACUCAAUGAAUUUCGGGAAAAGCACAACAUUCGUCUUAUGGGGGAAGAUGAGAAGCCAGCAGCCAAGGAAAACUCAGAAGGGGCUGGGGCGAAGUCCGGCUCAGCAGGAGUGCUGGUCUCCUAGGAACUAAAGUCUCUGCAUUUUUUCCCUGAUUCCCACCUCUAAUUUCUUUUUAUUGUUGUUAUUAUUAUUAUUAUUGUCUCUGCUAUUGUAA